Messenger RNA from Polyodon spathula (Mississippi paddlefish), 790 nucleotides. RefSeq names its product apoptosis regulator BAX-like. The coding region runs from base 33 to 605 and encodes 190 amino acids. The transcript has 5 exons. Gene Ontology annotation, cellular component: mitochondrial outer membrane. Lineage: Eukaryota; Metazoa; Chordata; Actinopteri; Acipenseriformes; Polyodontidae. Gene Ontology annotation, biological process: release of cytochrome c from mitochondria; positive regulation of apoptotic process; intrinsic apoptotic signaling pathway in response to DNA damage. Gene Ontology annotation, molecular function: protein heterodimerization activity; protein homodimerization activity; channel activity. The record is from RefSeq and is a predicted model, not a curated record.
UCUGUUAAAUAAUAUAUAUAUAUUUUUUUUAAAUGUUUUUUGUUUUUGUAUCUGCAGAUUCAAUAGAUGAGAGAAUCAACGAGCAAGCAGGACUUGUCCUACGUGGAUACAUUGUGCAGGCAGCCCAUGAAGACGACCCAGAUGUCCUGUUGAGCCAAGAAGAUUUGGGUGGAAGUCAAAGUGAAAGCCGGGACCCCGAAGUGAAGGAGAUUGUCAGAAAUUUAAUUCAAAUAGGAGACGAGCUCAAUAGGAAUGCUGAACUUGAGUACCUGAUUGAUCACAUCCAGCUUGACUCGGCAGAUUUAUUCUAUGUUGUGGCCGAGAAGAUUUUCGAAAAUGGUAUUAAUUGGGGAAGAGUCGUUGCCCUUUUUCAUUUUGCUUACAAACUUAUAUAUAAGGCAGUAACUACAAACUGCAGGGACAUAAUAAGUAAGAUCAUGGACUGGGCAUUGAAUUUCUUCAGGCGGCAUGUAUCACAGUGGAUCAGAGAGCAAGGAGGAUGGGAAACUGUCCAGUAUUAUAUCCAAAAUCUUAAAUGGCACAAUGUGGCAAUAUUUGUAGCUGGUGUUCUCACAGGUGCCUUGGCUUACUGGAAGAUGACAUAAAUAAGCUGCAGUUCUGUUUAUACAGUGGAACAUGUAUAAGCCUCUCUGUGUGAAUGACUGUAUUGCACUCCAGUCUUCCAAGCCAGUAAAAUCAUGUAAAUGUGGCUCAAUGUUAUGCAAAUGGAAGUAUCUCCGAUUUCUGCAAAGAACUAAGUUAAUAAACACAUUUUGAGAUAAAGGUGUAU